GAUCUGAUUGGUUUCUAUAGGCAACUGGUCAACUUUUCCUCUGCACAUGUUUUGAUAAAUCUUCCCACAUUUGUAUAUUAUUCACAUAUCCAUAUUUGGGUAAAGCUUAGUGUUUGCAAAAACUUUAGAUUUUAAAUGGAAAAGGUACCGGAUUCUUCUGCAUCUUUGGAUAUCAAUCAACACAAGACAACUGAAUCCCGAAUACUACCUAGAAUGUAAAAAGGCAGAAGAGAUAUUCUUGCCAACAAUCUGGUAUUGAAGCUCAAGAGCAAAGGAUGUGGUUAUGCAUCAUACUUCUAGGUUUUGCAACCCUUGUGAACACACAGCAAGACUGCUCACGUGGAGGAUGUUAUCCUGCAAUGGGUGAUCUUCUUAUUGGAAGAACGGAAUACCUGAGAGCUUCUUCUACAUGUGGAAUGGAAAGACCAGAAACAUACUGCACACCAUUCGGAAAGGAACAGUUGAAAUGUUGUCGCUGUGAUUCACGAGAACCCUUUACAGCAGUGAGUCAUCGGAUUAUUAAUUUGGUCUCCCCAAUUGGUCAUCUUCGUUGGUGGCAAUCUGAGAAUGGAGUCGAGUCUGUUUCUCUGCAAUUUGACUUGAACAGGAAGUUUCAACUCAAUGAUGUCACUUUGGAUUUCAGGAGUCCCCGGCCAGCUGGCAUGCUGAUCGAGCGAUCUUCUGACCUUGGAAAGACUUGGCAGGUGUAUCAGUAUUUAGCUUUUAACUGUGCUGCCUUAUUUCCAAACAUAAGACAAGGCCGACCCCAAAACCUUGAGGAUGUGCGGUGUCAAGAGCUCCAUGGGAACCCAACACAUGGAGGCAAGGUACAAUUUAGCCCAAUGGCGAUGGCUUUCUCGGUUCCUAUAUCUAAAAGCCAACAAAUCCAUGAGCUUGGGCAAUUCACUAACCUGAGAAUCAACUUUACUCGGCUGACACACCUGCCCCCCGUGAGAUAUCGAGAACCCAAUGCAUUCUAUGCAGUCAAUGAGAUGCGGGUCCAUGGUAGUUGCUUCUGUUAUGGCCAUGCAGACCGCUGCAUCUCAGAGGGUGCUCUAGAAAGAGAUCCAUUUGGUGACAUCCAGAUACAUGGGACAUGUGCAUGCCAACAUAACACUGCUGGAGUGAACUGUGAACGUUGCGCUGACCUCUACAAUGACCUGCCCUGGAGGCCGGCUGAUGAAAACAACCCAAACGUGUGCAAACGCUGUAACUGCAACAAUCACUCCGACCAAUGCCACUUCGACCCUGCAGUAUAUGAAGCCAGUGGCAGAGUGAGUGGAGGGGUGUGUGAGGACUGUGCUGAUGGCACUACAGGGAACAACUGUGAGAGGUGCAAGCCGGACUAUUACAGAAAUCCAAACCGGGAAAUGAGCCAUAGGGAUGCCUGCAUCUCAUGUGAUUGUGAUCCGGAGGGCAGUGUGGAAGGUGGCAGCUGUGACCCUAUGAAUGGAAGAUGCAUCUGUAAAGAAAAUGUUGGCGGAGAACGUUGUGAUCAAUGCAAGCCAGGGUACUACCAACUGAAUGCUGCCAACCCACAGGGUUGUUCCAAGUGUGACUGCAACCCACAAGGCACUGAGAGAGACCAGCCAUGUGACAGUGAAACAGGACAAUGUCGAUGUCUUCCAAAUGUCGCAGGCCGGCAUUGUGACCAAUGCACCUCCCACUACUGGAAUAUUGCUAGUGGAAGGGGAUGUCAGAUGUGCGGUUGCCAUGCAAGGAAUUCUUACAGUCCUCAAUGUAAUCAGGUCACUGGGCAGUGUCUGUGCAGAGAGGGUUUUGGUGGUCAGCUCUGCUCGGAGUGUCCGGACAGGAUGUAUGGAACCCUACAGUCCGGAUGUCGAGAAUGCAACUGUAACUUCCAAGGAACACUUGAAAAUGGCUGUGAUAAAGCAACUGGGAAAUGCUUGUGCCGACCAGGAUUUGUGGGAGAACGCUGUGACUCCUGCCAAAGAGGCUACUCUGAUACUUUCCCCAACUGCAAGCCCUGCCACUCAUGCUUCCAGUUUUACGAUUAUGAGCUUAAAGUUUUGGGUACACAAUUGCAAACUGUCCGCAACACAACUGCGGGACAGACAGGGAAGUUUGAUGUGGAUUUUGGACCUCGGGUGAAUAGUGUUGAAGCUGAACUUCAGCAUAUCCAGAGACUUUCCGGUGGGUCUGGUAUCUCAGAAAGUGAGCUUUUGCGCAUAGAGAACCAUCUGACAAAAAUGAGGGGAGACAUGAGGCAAAUAAAUCCGGACCAGUUUAUGGUGGAUAGUUUCGGUUCUCUUUCAGCUGACAUGAAUUCCUUGGGGUUCAAUUAUAACAAUGUUAAUGAGCUUUACCAGAGGAAAUUGACCCAACAUGGAAACAGCAUCUCUACUAAUGCAUUAGGUUUAUUCAGUACGGUUAAUGCAGCCUACCAAUCAUCUCUUGAGGCAGCUGAGAGGGUGGCAUUGGCUCAGACAACUAUAUCUCAAUCAAGGGAAAGCAGGAGAGGGGUCAAUGGUCUUGAAGGGAAGACUCAAGAAGCAGUGUUUGACCUGGAGACACUAAAAGAUGAGCUGUCCUACCCAAAUCUUACUCCAACCAUCAACAGGAUCUGUGAGGGUGUACGAACAGAGUCCUGCACACCAGAGAACUGCCUUGGAACUGUGUGUCUCAGGAACAAUCUCACAUCAUGCAAGGUGGGAUCCAAUUGCAGAGGGGCAUUUCCUUUGUCAAUGAAUGCACUAAGGAACACAGAAAAAACUGCCAAAGAACUUCAGGACCUGAAUAGCCAAUUGCUGAAGAACACACAGAUGAUACAGGAAGCGGAAAAAACUUCCAAUCAAAUCAAGGAUAGUGCCCAACAGCUGUCAGAACAAGUGACCCGGACCAGAAACCGCAUGGUACAAGAUAUAGGAAGCACCAGACAGUUUAUACAGCAAGUUAGAGACUUCUUGACCGAGCCUUCUACAGAUCCAGCCACUAUCCAAGAGGUCAGCGAGUAUGUGUUGUCACUCAAGCUGCCCGUUGAUGCUUCCUCCCUACAGAGGAAAAUGAGUGAAAUACGUAACAUAGCAGGAAAGUUGCCGAAUAUUGAUGCAGUGCUGUCACAAACAAAAGAGGAUAUUGCCAAAGCAAAGAAACUGCAGAGCGAGGCUGAAGAAGCCAGGAACAAAGCAAUUAAUGUUGAAGAAAAUGUGGAUGGUGUGGUAGGUAAUAUAAGGCAAGCAAGGAAAAUCCUCCAGGAAGCAGAAGAUAAAAUCCGUGGAUCAAGCACUUUGUUGUGGCAAAUCCAGGACCGAAUGCAAGAGAUUGAACAAGUUCUGAGCCCUGUAGAAAGGGGAUUGACAGACAUACACGAUCAACUUGAAAUGUUUACACAGCGAGUGGAGAAAUUGCGCGCAACGACUGUAGAAAGUCUACAGCAGGCUGGUCAGGCCAAGCAAGCAGCUGAGGGAGCUCAUAGGAAAGCAAUGGAUGCACAAGAGGGUCUAGAUGCCAUAAAGGAAAAAUAUGCCUUGUUAAAGAAUCGCUUGGGUCAAGCAUCCAGCCUUGGUGCCCAAGGACAGAAGGUCUCAAAUAUCAAAAUGGAGGCUGAUCAGCUUUUUAAAGAUUCUGAAAAAAUGCUGAAAAGGAUGAACGAAAUUGAAGGUGAGCUUCGAGCACAUCAUCAAUCGGUGCAGAAAAAGAUUUCGGAGCUGCAGGACUUGGAAGAUGAUGUCAGGAGCAUCCGAGAUGACAUUCGUGCUAGAGCUGCCUUUUACGCAACCUGCAAGGAUUAAAACCAGUGAGACGUUGCCAUUUGUCUGUACGAGUAUUUGAACUUUACUUGAAUAUUCAUAUCUCCACUUUUGUACUAAUGGUCAAUAUUUCAAGCUUUUAAGUCAAGAUUCUGUGGGGGAUUUAACAUUCUCCAAAAAGAGACCUUCUGCUUUGGUGUUUUCUUCUAGUUUUUGGAGCCAAAACCAGAAAUGGAUUGAUAUACUGCAUCAAAAUGUCACGUGUCUAUCAGAUCAGUCUUAAAGGGAUUAUCCAGGAAAACACUUUUUUUUUAUAUAUAUCAACA
Molecule: messenger RNA, 4036 nt
Organism: Hyla sarda
Lineage: Eukaryota; Metazoa; Chordata; Amphibia; Anura; Hylidae
Gene: LAMB3
Product: laminin subunit beta 3
Exons: 23
Coding region: 276-3752 (1158 amino acids)
Biological process (GO): axon guidance
Cellular component (GO): basement membrane
Source: RefSeq, a predicted model, not a curated record